Messenger RNA from Limanda limanda (common dab), 1428 nucleotides. Its product is annotated as 5-hydroxytryptamine receptor 7-like. The coding region runs from base 1 to 1428 and encodes 475 amino acids. Gene Ontology annotation, cellular component: membrane. The record is from RefSeq and is a predicted model, not a curated record. NCBI's taxonomy places the organism in Eukaryota, Metazoa, Chordata, Actinopteri, Pleuronectiformes, Pleuronectidae. The transcript is spliced from 2 exons. Gene Ontology annotation, molecular function: G protein-coupled serotonin receptor activity. Gene Ontology annotation, biological process: adenylate cyclase-activating adrenergic receptor signaling pathway; circadian rhythm; smooth muscle contraction.
AUGCUGUCCGAGGCUCUGGCUCCGCGGCUGCUGCAGAUUGCGCAAGACACCGCGGAGGCUGCUGCGGUGUCUCCGUCCUCCUCCGGUCCUCCGCGGGACACGUGGACCACCGGGACCACCGGGACCACCGGGACCACCGGGACCACCGGGACCACCGGGACCACGGGGACCAACGGGACCCGGUGCGCGCAGCAGAUCCUGAGCCACGGCCGCGGUGAGAAGCUCCUGCUCGGCCUGGUCCUCACCGUGCUCACCCUCUCCACCAUCUGCGGGAACCUGCUGGUCCUGGUCUCCGUGAGCUGCGUGAAGAAGCUGCGGCAGCCGUCCAACCUGCUGGUCGCGUCCCUGGCCGUGGCCGACCUGUCCGUGGCCGUGGCCGUGAUGCCCUUCGUCAGCGUCACGGACCUGAUCGGGGGUCAGUGGUUCUUCGGUCGGUUCUUCUGUAACGUCUUCAUCGCCAUGGACGUGAUGUGCUGCACCGCGUCCAUCAUGACUCUGUGCGUGAUCAGCAUCGACAGAUACCUGGGCAUCACCAAACCUCUGACCUAUCCCGUCCGGCAGAGCGGCGGCCGCAUGGCCCGGAUGAUCGUGUGUGUGUGGCUGCUCUCGGCUUCCAUCACCCUCCCCCCGCUGUUCGGCUGGGCGCAGAACCUCAACGACGGCCGGGUGUGCCUCAUCAGUCAGGACCUCGGCUACACCGUCUACUCCACCGCCGUGGCCUUCUACAUCCCCAUGUCCGUGAUGCUGGUCAUGUACCACAGGAUCUACAGAGCAGCCCAGCUCAGCGCCGCCAAACACACCAUCACCGGGUUCCCCAGGGAGGGAGCAGGGCCGGGGCCCGGGGGGGGGCGAGGGGGGCCGGGUCCCCAGCCGCUGGAGUCGGGGGAGACGCUGAGCGGCGAGGGGACGGAGGAAGAGGAGGAGGAGGAAGAGGAGGAGGAGGAGGAAGAGGAGGAGGAGGAGAGCUUGGACUGCGUGGCAGCGGCGCUGAAGCUGCAGCGGGAGGUGGAGGAGGAGUGCAGCACGCGAGUGUCCCGCCUCCUCAAGACCGGCGAGCACCACCAACGCCGGAAAAGGAAAAACCAGUCCAUCUUCAAACGGGAGCAGAAGGCCGCCGCCACGCUGGGCGUCGUGGUCGGCGCCUUCACCUUCUGCUGGCUGCCGUUCUUCCUGGUGUCCACCGCCAGGCCGUUCGUCUGCGGCGUGGAGUGCAGCUGCGUGCCGCUGUGGCUGGAGAGGACGCUGCUGUGGCUCGGUUACGCCAACUCGCUCAUCAACCCCUUCAUCUACGCCUUCUUCAACCGGGACCUGAGGACCACGUACCGCCACCUGCUGCGCUGCCGCUUCAGGAACAUCAACAGGAAGCUGUCGGCCGUCGGGAUGCAUGAGGCUCUGAAGCUGGUGGUGAAACCAGACUGUGACGUGUGA